Messenger RNA from Cyphellophora europaea CBS 101466, 1080 nucleotides. RefSeq lists its product as uncharacterized. The coding region runs from base 1 to 1080 and encodes 359 amino acids. The transcript has 2 exons. The record is from RefSeq and is a predicted model, not a curated record. NCBI's taxonomy places the organism in Eukaryota, Fungi, Ascomycota, Eurotiomycetes, Chaetothyriales, Cyphellophoraceae.
AUGGCACAGUUUUUCCAGCCCGGCAUGGUAUCUCAAGCGGCAUUGACAGGCCAGUACUCAACUCUAUAUCAAGAACGGUUGUAUCUACUGAAUGCAUUAGCCGACGAUGAGAGCCAGGGCGAGCGACUAACAUAUGCAUUGGCCGGUCUGCAGGCUCAAUUGGAUCAGAAUGAAUCUGCGGAUCUGCCUUUGAGCUCGAAGAAGCUCAAACAACAGGUUAAGGCCGUCCGCAACAAGAUCGGUGCCUGCCAACAUCGGGAAAGAGCUCUUGCAUCAAACCUCACAUCCAUAACGGCUCAGAUGGAAGGAAUGAAGAGAUACCAGUGGUUGACUGCCCAGCAUGAGUACGCCAUGCAGAUUCACCAGGCUCAGCAGCAUGCUCACAGGGUCCUCAUGUCCCCAGCGCGGCCGGAUUUUGCAUUAAGGUCACCCGGCACGAUGGACCUUGCCACGCAGAUGCAAUUCAUGUCUCUCGGCCAGCCUGUCGGUCAGCAGUAUGCCAAUCGAGGGCCGUUAGGAUCAUAUUCUACAGUCGUAAACCAGCCACUGCUAUCAGCCCAGCUGGCUGUGCCGUUUCCUGAUUUUAUCCACCAUGGACAGCUCUACAUCAAUAUUCCACCUGUCCUGGGAGACUUGCAGGCAUGUGAACAACCAACGGAGCCUUGCCUUGAUUAUGUCGACUCGCCGAUGACGGCGUCCUCCGCACCAAGAACGUGGGGUGCGUUGCCUGAUGUAGCGGGUUGUCAGCGAUCUGCCAGUAUGCUCCUCGCCACAGGAUCGACUCGGCUAUCGUUCUCAACACCUGUGUCACCAGUCAAGGCCAUAGAGACUUGUGCAAUUCGGAGGCUAAGCCUUCUUGAUGGGACGAGUGCAGCCAUGAAGUUGGAGCGAAAGGCUGCGGAGGCGGAAUCGAGAGGCCUUGCGGAUGGAAAGCAUACACAAGAAGAUGUGCAUUGCAAGAAGAAGGAUCAGGAGGAGGAGGAGGAGGAGGAGGAAGAAGAAGCAGCUGAAGCACGCAUGGAAGAUGGAAGUGCAGUUGAGGUUUCUCGCAACCUGCCUGGGCUGCAAAAUACGGGCUAG